AUCACACUCAAAUUUAUUUAUUUUAUUUUCAUGCCAUGGAAAAUGCGUUAGGUACUCUACAUACAAAUUGGUUUGAGGAACUUGUUUACUUCAUGAGGCAUUAGAUUAAGAUUAGAUGAGAAAAAUGUGGAAAUCAGUGGGAAGCAUUGUGUUGGUCCUGUUGCUGCCUUUGUUUCUGUUUUUGAUCUUUUCAAUCUUCAAUGUCUGUGAUCUGAAUGACCCACUAUCUAGAUUUGGAAGCAGUUUCACAUUCAAUUCCAGUCUCACAUAUAAUGCCCACCACCACCUGCUUCACCCCUUUUACGUUUUUCCCACCAGUUCUGAAAAAUUAUGCAGGAAGUUAGAUAGAAUAUUUGCCGAAACCACGUUGUCUGCGCCCCCAAGUAUAAGUAUGAGGAAGGACAGUAUUCUUGAGGGGCCUGUGUUAGAGGAAUACACAUUUGCUGCAAAUUCUGCUCCUUUCAAUAGCUGCCAUGCAUCUACCAUUGUUGAGGUUGAUAAAGAUCACUUUUUGGUUGCCUAUUUUGGAGGUACAUCGGAGGGAGCACCAGAUGUGAAAAUUUGGUUGCAGACAUACAAGAAUGGCUAUUGGCAGUCACCUGUCAUUGCUGAUGAACAACCUGAUGUUCCAAUGUGGAACCCUGUGCUAUUCAAACUUCCAUCAGAUGAGCUGCUGCUGUUCUAUAAAAUAGGACAAGAGGUUCAAAAAUGGAGUGGUUGCAUGAAGCGAUCACAUGAUAAAGGUGUUACUUGGACAGAAAGAGAACAACUUCCUCCGGGUAUAUUAGGACCAAUAAAGAAUAAGCCUAUCUUGCUGGAAAGUGGACUUUUGCUCUGUGGAUCCUCUGUUGAAAGCUGGAACUCUUGGGGGGCUUGGGUGGAGGUCGCAACAGAUUCUGUCAGGUCCUGGAAAAAGUAUGGCCCUAUUUACAUUGAAAAUGAAACUCUUAGUGUGAUUCAGCCAGUUCCUUACCAGACUGCAGAAGGGACCUUGCGUCUUUUAAUGCGAUCCUUUGAUCACAUUGGCAGAGUUUGUAUUUCAGAAUCCUAUGAUGGUGGCCAGAACUGGAAUCAUGCAAUCCCUACAGAACUCCCCAAUCCAAACUCAGGUAUUGACGGGGUAAAGCUAAGAGAUGGCUCUACUGUACUUGCUUAUAAUACAGUCUCAAGGGGUGUACUUAAAGUUGCACUCUCCAAUGAUGAUGGGGACUCAUGGCAUGAUGCUGUGACAUUGGAGGAGAAUUUGGGAAUGGAGUUCUCAUAUCCCGCUGUUAUCGAGGCUAGUGAUGGAUCUGUUCACAUCACUUACACUUACAAUAGGACACAAAUUAAGCAUGUUGUCCUCAAACCAAAUUGAUGCAGUGACUCAUGAACAAAGAAAACAAGAAGACAUGGAUCAUUCUUUCUGCAUUGCAGGCCACUUAGUGUCAUUACCUGUACAAUACCAUCACUUGUACUAAGCCCUUCAUGAACUUCGAUUCUUUGAAGUAUAAUACCUAUUUUGUGCAGCAAUGAAGUAUGGACUGUAUCAAAUAUCAAUCUUUCGCCUUCCCUUCUCUUCUUUCAAUUUGGAUUUUACUUGUUGAAGUUUGUUUGUGUUAAGGUACUUUCCUUGCUCUGGAAGUUAGUUAAUUUAAUUGUUCCGGUCUGCCCUUCUAUUCUUUCAAUUUGGAUUAUACUUGAAGUUUGUCUGUGUUUAGGUACUUUCCUUGAUCUGGAAAUUAGUUAAUUUAGUUUGUUCCAUCCGGCUUGUAGAAUGCCAUCGGUAAGUUUUACUCAGAAUCCUUAAGCUGUCAUAUUUAGUUCCU
Prunus avium (sweet cherry) is the source of this 1808-nucleotide messenger RNA. RefSeq names its product BNR/Asp-box repeat family protein. Lineage: Eukaryota; Viridiplantae; Streptophyta; Magnoliopsida; Rosales; Rosaceae. The record is from RefSeq and is a predicted model, not a curated record.